Paramecium tetraurelia is the source of this 2133-nucleotide messenger RNA. RefSeq lists its product as uncharacterized. The transcript is spliced from 2 exons. The record is from RefSeq and is a predicted model, not a curated record. Lineage: Eukaryota; Ciliophora; Oligohymenophorea; Peniculida; Parameciidae.
AUGAAAUUAAUUGAUUUUGAUGCAUAAGAUAAUAAUAUCAAUAACAUUUAACUUGAAAGAAUAUUAUAUCAAAUAUUUAAUGCCUAUCAAAAGAACAAUUAAACAAUUUAGCCAUUUUAUUUUGCAAAGAUUCCCGAAUAUAUUUUCUAAUUUUUUGAUUAGUUGAUAAUUUUUAGUAAUAAAUAAGUUCAUUAAUUUCAAAUAGAAUAAACAUAGAUCGUUUUUUUUUAAUUAAAGAUAUCCCAUACCUAUUAUAUGUUUGGAGUACAUCUGAUAAAAAAUUAAAUAAUUGAAUACAAACUUGAUCUCGAAUAACUAUCAAUUCUGAAAGUUGUUGAUUUGAGAGAAAACGAAAUCAUUAGACCAAUAGAAUACUAAAUUAAUGAAAAUUAUUUUAGUAUAGGAGUUCGAAAUGACAUGAAAACUUACAUUUUAUUAUUCGCAAUUUAAAAAUAAUAGUCACUUAAAUUACUAAAUACUAUUCAAAUUGCAAGAGAUUCAUUUUUUUUCCAAAAAUAGUAUUUGAUUUACUAUGAUAAAGAAGACAAUUUAAUGAUUUUCAACAUGGCAGACUUUGAGAUAUAAAUUGAAAAUGUUAGGUAGUUUAAAAGUCAGAGGACAUCAUUUAAUUUCAAUGUUUUUAUAAUUCACUUUAAGUAAAUAUCCAUAUAUUGUUAUGAAUUGUUAAAAACAACAAACAAUGCCUCUUUGUAUUAUUCUUUCCAAAACAAAACUAAAAUUUUGCCAACUAAAUAUUUUUAAGGUCCUAUUGACACUCUCAAAAUACUUGAAAAUGAUAUAUUUUAGAUUGAAGGUCCAUUGUUAGUUUCUAAGGUUUCUCUUGAAGUUGAAGAAGCUAAAGUAUACACUAUAAAUCUAUCGACUAUUUUUACGAAGACUAAAUAUUUCAGAAUUAUAUACCUAUCAUUUUAAAAUUCUACUAUGUUAUUCUUUAAUAAAGAGAGUCUAUAUAAUAUAUAGAUUCAAGAAAAUAUAUUAUUAUUAGAUAUCAUACUAGUAAAUCCUUAAUAAAUAUUGAUGAUACUUAAGAAUGAUAAAACUGAAAUUUUUAGAGGAGUGAUUUAUUAGAUCGAUGAAGUUACGCAUCAAUUAUAAAAGGAACCUCGAUUUGAUGUCUAGUUGGAUCUUGAUACUAUGUCCAAAGAAUUUUAAUGUUUUAAAACUGGAAAUUUAAUUUUUAUUAAAGGAUUGAAAACUUAAGUAAUUUAUCAAAUAGUUGGAUUUAGUUUGAAAUCAAUUCCAAACAAAUUCGAUAUUAUUGAGAUUCUUAAAAUCAAAGGCGAUAAUUAACUUUAUGUUUCACUCUCCAUCAAGGACAAUUAUGUUCUCUUUUUCUAAAUUCUGCUUAUUAAUGAGUUUCAACUUGAAUCAAAAGUAUCUACGACUCUUUACUUUGAAAAUAUACUAAAUUAGCUUAUAAACCACAUUAUGUACUAACAAAUAAUUUCUUUAUAUAAUUUUCGUAAUUUCCAAUUUUUAGAAUGCCUGAUUGAAGAUGGACAAGUUAAAAUCACAGGGUUGUAAAUGAAUGGGGAAAUCUCAGUCAUCAGCGAAAUUAUUAUUCAAAUGGAAGAUUCUAGUAUCUCUUACAAACUAUUAAAAAUUACAAGAAUUAAUAUCAAACCAGAUCGGAUGCAGCAAGUAUAUUAUUGUUAAAAUAAAUUAAUUCUAAGAUUUUUAUCUGGUGAAACGUACUUUUACGAUUUAACAGGAGAUUAAGUUAUCACAGAUUAUAUGGGAAGAUAGACAGGAUUGUGGUAUAGUUAUCAUGUACUUAAUACUACUCAUGUUAUUAUCUACUCAUAUUUGGAAAAUAAAAUAGUUAUUGCAGAAAUUGGUUAUGAAAUUCAUGUUAAUGAAGGAUAUUCAGGAAAUCAUACAUUUACAUUAGUUGCUGAAAACAAGUUAUCAUAAAUACAAAUAAAUUUAACAAUAAUUGAUAUAAAUCAUGAUCAGAUAAAGGAUUAGAAUGUUAUAAUCAUUUAUCUCUUGAUAUUUAUUUUAGCUUUAGUUUUAUAUUAUCUUAUUAGAAGAAUGAAAUUAAAAUGCAAAUCGCUAAAUACUUAAAAAAUUAAUGGAAUCGAAUUGAAUAAUCAAGAAUAAUGUGACUGA